UGGUUCUCCCGCCAACUGGGUUUGUUUGUGGUUCUUCUAGGCUAUUCGGUCUAGUAAGGAUUUUUGCAAACACUAGUGAAGAAAAGUCUUAUUCAAGGGAAACAAAAUGUAGAAAGAAGAUCCAUGGUUUUCUUUCAUAACAUCAAUUCUGGGGCUCGUGUGCAAGUGAGAUGGCGAGGAGAGAUCGAAAACGGGACAAUCCGAUAUGCGGGAAGCUUGGUGGCGAAAGAUGGCGAAUGGGUUGGCAUUGAACUAGACAAUAGAGGUAGUGUUAAUUAACCCUUCGAUCUUGGCCAGAAAGUUCAUCAUAUUAUAAUCCAUUUAACCUCCAUGCCGAAGUGAUCUAUCAUAGAAGCUCGUUUAACAAAUAGCCAAUUCUGUACGACAUCACUAACACAUUCUUUCACACUUCAUUAUUUCACGUACCUCGUGUUUUCUACGUAAACCAUACAACCAGCGCUUUCUACGAUAAUAUUAAUCCCAAAAAUGAAGCAACCGUAUCAUCCACAUCGAAGCCAUCAUUUCCUGGAGUAAUCGUGCAUUUUUCCCCUUCAGCUAUAUGAUGGUUUCCUCUUCUAAAAUCAACCCAAUCAAUAGCUUUGAGUGACAUAAAACAGUCCCAACGUAACUAUCGUGGUAACCCUGGAUUGCUGUCCUCUAUAGCGCAAAACAAUUAUCGAAAUGACAUUUAUUCUGCUUACCCACAAAUACCCAUCUUAGCAUUAACAGCAUUUAUUUUGGUAGCGAAAGUAAUGAUUGUAUUUAUGACUGGUUUUUCUUCAAGUUGGUAAUACAAGCGGCCUGUACAAGGGGAUCCAGUACUUUCACUGUAGAGAUGGCCAUGGAAUAUUCACACAUGCAAGAAACAUCAGAUUCAUUCCAAGUCAAAGAAAGUAAGUUAUUACCAGAAAAUAUUGCAGACUCAAAAACAGGCCAGUGGUGCUCACCACCUCUCUAAAUCAUAGUAGUUGCAUAUAGGUGGUAAUAAAAUGCUACCAUUUCUCGUGUAAGGAAAUUAUUUUACAGGUUAGCUACAAAGGAAAAUAUUGGAUAAAAUAGAAAUAAAUAUGAUUUAUUUCAUUUUAUUGUGAUCUUAUCUUUGUCUUGCUAAUCACUUUUUGAAGAAAACCGCGGAAUUUUUCAGAUACUUGAAAGGAUUAUCAUGUCUAAUUUUUCCUUUUUAGGUUACAUGAUACAUUCAAGGUAGUUUCCAGGACCUCAUCUGUUGAUGAGACUCUCUUUUCCAAAACUGAAGGUAAAGGACAGCAGUCAUACUUCACUCUUAGACUUCUUUUCAUAAUGCUGAACCUGUCUGUUAGAUCUUGUUUCAAAUGCAUAUAUGUUUCCUGAAUAAUGGAAUGUUCUUCCAAGUUGGGUUGACUGUGAUCUUUUUUUCCUUCACAGUGACCCCAGUGAAGAGUUACUCUGACCCUGAAGUCAUAAGCACUAAGCAUCUGGACAGGAUCAAAACAAUGAUUCAAGGUCUUUUCAUCUCUCUCAUAACUGACUAAAUUUUGUAUGAAUAUGAAACACAUGUGGUAUAUGUAGUGACUGCCACUGUAUGAGUCAAGAGUCAGAGGGCAUAUCAACAUAAAAACAAGCCAUGCUCCAACCAAUAUAUAUGUUGGUUGACACUCAACUGAUACUCAUUCCAUUGUUAGUCAAUGGUCAAUGAGUCAGUCAAGGUGAAGGAAGGCUGAUGUCAUGACUUAGAGACUUUGACAAACCAUCAAUCAAGCAGAUCAAGUGCCAGUCAACAUCAGGCUGAACAUGGUGUAGACUACUGACCAAAAUAUUGACUAACUAUCCUUCAAUACAUCAAUCUCUCGCGAGCUGAAAUAUUGAUCUUCUAAAAUAUUGUGUGGCUACCUAUGGUAACCAUUAUUGAUAAAUAUCAUCAAACUAUCACCCAGGUAAAUUUACCGCCAAUUUUUUACCUUCAGAAAUUUUCAGAGGUGUGCAGGCAAUGAAGAUUAAUGGUCAAAAUUGCAAGGGCUGUCUCAUUUUUUAACUCCAACUUGACAACUUAAAUCAUAAUUUUCUUUUGACAGGGGAAUUUUCUUGGCCUGAACCGAAAACCCGGUUUAACAAAAGCCAUUUAGUUGGAGCUCACAUCCCAUCAGCAACAAGAGAGAGAAGUCUCUCAGCAACUACCUUCAAGCCAGAGGAAGACUACAGCUUUAACAAACACUUCAUUUCUCCUUCAUCAAUUCCAAACAUUCAUGUACCUCGGCCCAUUUUGAAGAGAAUGUUAAGAUCUGAAUACUUUGGGACAACAAUUCCAAGGUAUUCUAGUCUUUCGUAA
Molecule: messenger RNA, 2305 nt
Organism: Pocillopora meandrina
Lineage: Eukaryota; Metazoa; Cnidaria; Anthozoa; Scleractinia; Pocilloporidae
Source: the annotation of a GenBank genome assembly